GUGGAUUUGGCCAGCGGAAGAGGGCGUGGAUUGGCCAAUCUGAGGGCAGUGCAUAAAAUGACCUCUGGAACUGCUCAUCACAGCAUGUCCACUGGGGGAAGAGAGAGAUCUAGACAGAAAAUCCUGACUGGAUUAGCUACAGUGCUGGUCAAGACUCCAGUUCCUUCGCCCAUCUGAGCUCCACAGGAGGGUCUCUUACUCGUCCACCCUGCCCCCAUUUGCCAUGUCACUGAUGGGAAUCCUGGGCACCAUCUCGGCUGCAGAAGCCCUCAUCGCCAUUGCUGUUUUCUGCCUGAUCUCCAUCGCUAUCAAAUCCCUCCGGACGCCGGUGCCACAGGGCCUAAAGAGUCUCCCAGGGCCAUGGGGCUACCCAUUCAUUGGCAACAUGUUGGAUCUGGGGCAGAACCCCCACUUGAGUCUGACACAAAUGAGCCAGAAGUACGGAGAUGUGAUGAAGAUCCAUAUUGGCAUGAGACCGGUGGUAGUGCUAAGUGGCCUCGAGACCAUCAAGCAGGCCUUGGUGAGGCAAGGAGGAGACUUCAUGGGCCGUCCUGACCUGUUCAGCUCCCGCUUCGUGUCCGGAGGCAACAGCCUGGUUUUCAGCACAGACUCUGGGGAGGUGUGGCAGAUGCGUCGGAAACUGGCCCAGAGUGCCCUCAAAAGCUUCGCUGCUUCCCCCAGCCCUGACUCCUCCUCCACCUGCCUAUUGGAAGAGCACGUCUCCAAAGAGGCCACCUACCUGGUGAUGAAACUGCAGCAGGUGAUGCUGGAGAAGAAGAGCCUCGACCCUUACCGGUACCUGGUGGUCUCUGUGGCCAACGUCAUCAGUGCCAUUUGCUUUGGCAAGCGCUACAGACAUGAAGAUGAGGAGCUGCUCAGCAUAGUGAAUGUGAGCGAGGACUUUGUGGAGUUUGCAUCCUCUGGCAACCCGGCUGACUACAUCCCUGCCCUCCAGUACCUCCCGAGCAACAACAUACAGAAGUUUAAGGCCAUCAACCAACGCUUCACUACCUUCCUGCAGAAGAUCGUCCAAGAGCACUAUGAGAGCUUCAGCAAAGACAGCAUCCGGGACAUCACAGACUCCCUCAUCGACCAAAGCCAAGAAAAGGCAACGCUACAACUCUCAUCUGAAAAAGUAGUGAACCUCGUCAAUGACCUAUUUGGGGCAGGGUUUGACACAGUGACCACAGCCUUGUCCUGGUGCCUCAUGUAUCUUGUUGUCUAUCCAGAAAUCCAAAAGAAGAUUCAGGAAGAAAUAGAUGAGAGCAUUGGCCGAGAGCGCAAGCCCCGGCUGUCGGACCGUCCCCUGAUGCCUUACACCGAAGCCUUCAUCCUGGAGGUGUUCAGGCACUCCUCCUUCCUGCCCUUCACAAUCCCUCACUGUACAACCAAAGACACCGUUUUGAAUGGCUACUACAUCCCAAGGGACCUCUGUGUCUUUGUCAACCAGUGGCAAGUCAACCAUGAUGAAACCCUUUGGGAAUCCCCUUCCUCCUUUAAGCCAGAGCGAUUCCUGACUGCCAACGGGACUGUCAACCGGGAUGAGAGCGAGAAGGUCCUGGCCUUUGGCCUGGGGAAGAGGAGGUGCAUUGGAGAGCCUCUUGCCCGGUGGCAGGUCUUCCUCUUCUUGGCCACUUUGCUCCAGCAACUGCAGUUCAGUAUCCCGGAUGGGGUGAAGGUGGACAUGACCCCUCGCUAUGGCCUCUCCAUGAAGUACAAGCGAUGCGAGCACUUCCAAGUAAAACAGCGCUUCCCACAGAGUAGCCAUGAGUGAGCGGCAAAGACACAGCUCCGUGCAAGGGGUGGGGAGGGACACAUCUGUCUAUGUGUGCAUUAGGGCAGUUCAUAAAAAACUUUUUUCUGAAAAUGCCUGCUCCAAAUAUCUUAUCGCACUACACUAGGGAUUAUAUAUCUACAUCUGAAAUUUUAUGCAUAUCAGUCAAUAUCUUGACCCUCCUCCAUGAAUAUAGCUGUUUACUUGGCCGUUUUCCUAUGUCGUGAAGGCUGAAAUUUCAA
Podarcis muralis (Common wall lizard) is the source of this 2016-nucleotide messenger RNA. The record is from RefSeq and is a predicted model, not a curated record. NCBI's taxonomy places the organism in Eukaryota, Metazoa, Chordata, Lepidosauria, Squamata, Lacertidae.